AUGGGUGAUGAUUUAGAGGAAAUUACCAAAGUCAAACAGUUUCUGGACAAUCAGUUCAAAAUUAAAGACUUAGGCAAUCUCAGAUAUUUUCUAGGCUUUGAAGUAGCCAGAUCUAAAGAGGGCUUGGUGCUAUCUCAGAGGAAGUAUGCUCUGGAUUUGAUUGAAGAGGCUGGGUUACUUGCUAGUCAACCUGUUAGUACACCCAUGGUGCCGGGCACAAAGUUUCCAGCACUCACAGAUCAGCCUUUCUCCGAUAUUUCAGGUUACAGAAGGCUCAUUGGACGGUUACUGUAUCUUACAAACACCAUGCCUGACUUGUCCUUUGCUGUGAGCACCUUAAGUCAGUUCCUUUCCACUCCAAUGAAGGAGCAUCAUGAAGCUGCCAUGAGAAUUUUGAGAUAUCUUAAACAGCAACCGGGUCAAGGCUUAUUCUUUUCAGCUGACUCUUCUCAUAAGCUUACAGGAUUUUGUGAUUCAGAUUGGGCCUCCUGUGUUGACACCAGAAAAUCAGUUAUAGGGUACAAUUUGUUUUAUGGUUCUUCCUUGGUUAGCUGGAAGUCAAAGAAGCAGAGUACAAUUUCUAGAUCUUCCUCAGAGGCUGAAUAUAGAGCCAUGGCCACUACCGUUUGUGAAAUACAAUGGCUAUUGUAUCUUCUUGAGGAUCUUCAGCAACCGAUUCAGAAACCAGUGGGCAUUGUUUUGUGA
Molecule: messenger RNA, 705 nt
Organism: Lotus japonicus
Lineage: Eukaryota; Viridiplantae; Streptophyta; Magnoliopsida; Fabales; Fabaceae
Exons: 2
Coding region: 1-705 (234 amino acids)
Source: RefSeq, a predicted model, not a curated record